UAUAGGCUUGUUGUGUUGGGCAUUCAGCCGCAAAACAGUUUGUAUGGCAAAUCUAUUCAGUUUCAUCAAAUCGAGCAUCGUUUGUGCAGGAAAACGUGUUAGAGUGGAUAGUAGAAUACGAAAAUAGUAGGCAGUGCGUGGAGUAUUGAAAGUGAUCGGUAAAAUAUAGGGACGGAUAACUUGAAGUGAAAAAGCGUGGAAAACAAAAUGGAUCCAUCUGAACAAGUGCUCCAAACGAUGGUUACCAUCUGUACCGAGAGCAUUCGCCGAAUGCAUAGUUUGUGGGAUGAAAUGUUCGACACCGAGAUCUGCACCGACUACACCCAAAGACUACCGGAUCAUCUGGUAGCAUUCUUUGAUGAAGUGUACGAGGAAAGCUACGCCCGCAAAGAACGUAUCCUAGAAAAUAUUAGUCAGCUGCGGCAAGAAGCAGAGGAUCUUCGGCGGUUGCUAGGGGACACAACGGAAUACAUGGUUGCUGGCGUUGAAAAUAUGCCUCUUCUGAGACAGCAAAUGACCCUGGACCGUAGUCUGGAGCAAAUGCGGGCACAGCUACAGGAACGACACGAAAUCAUUGACCAGUACAUAUUGGAAGCGGAAACGCUUUGUGAAGAGCUAGGCGAAACACCUCGUACCCUGUCCAAGAAUCCGAUGCCCACGCAGGAAGAUUUGAUCUCGUUUCGUUCCUACCUGGAUCAUCUCAUCGCCGAAAAGAUGCAGCGUCUCGACGAAAUCGAUUCGCUGCGGCGAGAGACAAAGAAGCUCAUGGGACAAUUGGAAACGAUCCCGAUGAACGACGAACAGGAAAAGCUUCUAAAUGCGCGCAACUUUCCACCUACGUGUGAAAACAUGACGCAGCUGCGCUUGCUACGUGAGGAAACCCUAUCGCAGUAUGACAGUCUCCGACAGCAUAUCGAUGACACGCGCACCAAGCUCGAGCGUCUCUGGAAGUGCCUCGAGACACCGGCGGCCGUUAUUAAGAAAUUCCAUAAACUUACGGCCUACACGCAGACCACGUUUGACAAACUGUUUGCCGAGCUCGACCGCUGCGAGACGUUACGCCGGGAAAACUUGAAGCUGUUCAUUGAGCGUACCCGGCUGGAGAUCGUCGAGUGGUGGGAUCGGUGCAUGAAAUCGGAAGAGGAUCGCGCCCGGUUCAGCUCGUUCCAGUCGGACGUGUACUCGGAGGACGUGCUGCGGUUGCACGAGCUGGAGCUAAUCGAGAUGAAGGAUUUUCAUCGUAAGAACGAACAACUCUUCGAAAUGGUCGCACAACGCCAGGAAAUGUGGGACCGGAUGUUGGCGCUCGAGAACAAGUCGAACGAUCCCAAUCGGUACAACAAUCGCGGAGGCAAGUUGCUGGAGGAGGAAAAAGAACGUCGCCGCAUCAGCAAUCAGCUGCCGAAGCUCGAAGCGAAGCUCCUGGAAGCAUGUCAGCGGUAUGAGGAAGAGAACGACGGUUGCAAGUUCAUCGUUUUUGGAAAGAGUGUUGAAGAGCUGAUUGCGGACCAAUGGAAGCAGCGGGAGCAGAGCAAGCAGCAGAUAUCGAGCGCCCGCAAGCAAGCGAACGGUUUGUUGGGUUUGUCUACCGUCGGGCGAACGCCAGGGCGUGGGGAAUCGACCAUUAAAUCAACCACUCUGAUGACCGGUAGUAAUCGCACUCGUCUUGGAAUCGGAGGUCCAGGAUCGGCACUGAAGGCAAUGACUCCGGUGCACGGAGCAGCGUCAGCUUCCGCCACCAAAUCGGCCACCUGGAUGAAGCGAAAGCUGGUCACCCCGACCAAUUCCAUCCAUGCGAAGCGAUCGUUGUUGCGGGAGCUUAACAGUCCUGCACUGAGCACCGCCGGUAACCGGACUGGUACGAGGCUGCUCAUUCCAAAGGCCGCACCGGGGAAGAUACCGACCAUUAAGGUGUACGACACCAAGGUUGGAGGCUCGACUGCACAGAAGCGGCGCUCACGACGCAAAUCGCAAAGCUCCAAACAGCGCCGUAGUGUGUCGAUGUGCAAGCCACCAUCAGUGACGGUUAGUUCGGCCGAUGGCACCCUGCUGCAGGAGUCUGUAUGCUACGAAAAAAUUGAGAAUUUUUUCGAUAACAAUGUGCCAAACCGCUCGUCAGUGGUGGCAGACAAACUCAUCGGAGCCCGUGCGACUCGUUCUCAGCGGAACCGCUUGGAGGUGGAACUCCUGAGCAGCUUUGUCGAAGGGGAAGAAAAUAUGGAACCACCGGCACCAGUCGCUAGCGCAGCCCCCGGGACACCAUCCGCUCAUCACGCUGGCGGUGGUGCGUUCCAUCACGGCAUCUCUACGAAUUUCUCUCACAUUCCCGCUGCAUCAUCGACAAUGCUCCGGUCGCCGGGUGUCGGAUCCCAUUCGACAUCGAUCGCCUCCAGCACACGUAACGGGCAGAGACGGUUAAAACCGGCUAAGAAUUGUCCCAUCAUAUUCUAACAUUUACCAUUCACGCCUGAAAUGCCUGUAGCAGAGCGAGUCUUGUAUUACUCCAUUCUAACUUGUGGGACGAAUUACCAGGAGGAAAAGGAGAAAAAUCUUCACACGGGAGGAAUGCACUGGAUGGAGGGAGUGUGUGAGUGUGGCUGAUGCAAUGUUUAUCUUUUCUCGAAAACUUUCGUGCCCUCGAAAAGUACGAAAUGCUAUUAUUUUGUGCGGGACAUCACGUUCCUUAUACGAAGUUUUCGCGAUUUGGUACCGGCAAUUGUGCGGCAACGGUAGCUGAGGUCAUGGUAGAGCAAUAUUCUAGCGCUAAUAUGAAAUAAGCCUAGCAAACCGUUAUUCAACGUGCUCCAGAGCUGCUUAUGUGCUUUGAAAAGGAUCACUGCGGAUUGGGGGCUAAAAAAGGAUGGGAUUGAAGUGAAGGGAUUAGGUUAGUAUUUGUUUCGUUUUUUCUUUUAUAUGAGGAUUUAAUGCCGAUCGAAAUGGCUAACAUAAGAUAUUCGUCUGUACAAAAAUGUUGAGUAAUACGUUUUAAGCGACCUAUGAAAGAUCGCGGUUGAAAUAAGUCGUUCGUUUAAAAAAAACAUGGUACAAGAUAGUGGAGUGUGCUCUCUAAGCGUACGUAGUAAUUGUGCUGCGGAAAACCGAAAAAUGCUUAUGUUCUAGAUCUACUAAUGUCUUUUAUCCACUUACUAAUGCAAUGUUGCUGGUGCGCUACGAAAAACAAAUGAUUGAUUUAGUAACUAAUACAGCAGCAGAAUUUAUUCAAUAAAUGUUCAAAAACGUCUAACAC
Molecule: messenger RNA, 3247 nt
Organism: Anopheles coustani
Lineage: Eukaryota; Metazoa; Arthropoda; Insecta; Diptera; Culicidae
Product: protein regulator of cytokinesis 1-like
Exons: 5
Coding region: 208-2451 (747 amino acids)
Biological process (GO): microtubule cytoskeleton organization; mitotic spindle midzone assembly
Cellular component (GO): spindle; cytoplasm; mitotic spindle midzone
Molecular function (GO): microtubule binding
Source: RefSeq, a predicted model, not a curated record